Messenger RNA from Mycosarcoma maydis (corn smut), 1344 nucleotides. RefSeq lists its product as uncharacterized. The transcript has 3 exons. NCBI's taxonomy places the organism in Eukaryota, Fungi, Basidiomycota, Ustilaginomycetes, Ustilaginales. The record is from RefSeq and is a predicted model, not a curated record. Bases 1 to 1344 code for a protein of 447 amino acids.
AUGACGGGAAAGCUGCAGAUUCAAGCCACAACGUUGAGCAGUUUCGAGGGGAUGGAAGCGAUAGCGUCCAAGCCGGAUGUGGGAAGCUUGGUUUCUAGUCUGCACGUGGAGCAGAAGCGACUUGAAUACGUGGCGCUUCACCUGUUCACGAGCCCUAUGGGGGAGCUGAGCGAAGCUCGACACGAAGAAGCUGUGUGGAAUUUGCUCAAGAACAUCAAACAGCUUUCAGACGUCAAGACGCAGAGCAUGGACCGGUUUGGAGUAUCGAUGGACAACACGAGCGCUAGUGCACAACGAGACGUAUUGAAGCGACUGAAACUCGGGACGCAGGUGUACGGCAUGUUUCCGAGGAUGCUGUUCCUGUACUGCGCCAACGAGCGAUGUGGUUCGAGGUGGUUGAGCAACGCGGUGCCGCUGGCGGCGACUGCCUUGUCUUGUUAUUAUGCGGCAUGGAUGCAGUGUGGCUGGUUGGGCGACCAUGCGGUGGAUGGUCUGACGUUUGCCGAUCUGCUAACUGCAUUCGUAUGCACUCUGCAGCUACGUCAAGCACAGAACGCGUUGCGAGAAGACGCGGCUGAGCACAUCCGUAUGGGUAUCGAGCUAGGCGAGCAAUUGGCGCACAGAUGGGCACAAUACAGCCAUAUGAUGCUUGCAGCUGUGCGCCAGCUGUACAUGAUUCGAGAGUCGGUACUGUCGUGUUCGGGACUAAGCACUCCGUGGCCUGCUGCUUCGGUUGCUACGUCGCACACCACAUCGAGCCCGGUUCUGCGGACGCCACAGCCAGGAGAAUCGAUGCAGCCAGCGUUUCUGAUGCACACGUACUCGCACCACGAUGCUCAACACGAGCACCAGUAUGCUCCGCCGUUGCAUGCGCUGCAUGCGCUGCAUGCGCUGCAGCCGCACCACCUUGAGGCGCAGCAGCAGGUGCAGCAAGAGCCACUUGUGGAAACCAGCGAGUCCGCGGCAUGCUUGCACGCUCUGCGUUACGAAUGGAGUGCACUGAGCGAGAUGAGCACGGAGCGCGGACUGGAGCGGCUUGGUGCCGGACGAGGAUGUGCCAGUUUGCUGCCCAUGUGGCACGAGGAUGGUGGCAACCUGGGCGAGCACAAACACACGCUGGUGUCCGAGUGCAUUGGCUCGAUGCAAGCCGACAUGCGCGGUGCUGUGGAUGCAGGCAUGUGCGUGGCUUCGUCCAUGUCGAUGCCGAUCGAUCCGACACCGUCAUCUGGAGCGGCAGACGCGGAAGCAUGCACGUCCAAGUCGCUACUGUACAUGGCCGAUGAUCGCGAGUGUGGUCAUGACCAUGCCGAGAGAAACGAUAGUUCGCAAUUGGCGUUGUGUUGA